AUGAGGGCACCUACAACUUUGCAAGAAGUUGCUAUCCCUGUCAUCAACUCUUCUCCUUCCUUCACCAAUUCUUUGUGGUUCUUGGUGAAUACUUCUCGUGCUGUCAUUUUCUCAAUAAAAUUUAUCAUUUCUAUGGACGGUGGGGCUGGAAAGCUUUCACCUUGGGUUGGAAAGCUCACUGAGCUUAGAGUUUUAUCGCUGCCUUACAAUGAACUCAAUGGCGAAAUUCCUAAGGUAGUUUGGGGUUUAGAGAAGCUUGAAGUGCUUGAUCUUGAGGGAAAUUUGUUGACCGGAAAGUUGCCAAACCGGUUCUCAGGUUUGAGAAAGUUGAGGGUUUUGAAUAUUGGGUUUAAUAGAAUUGGUGGCGAGGUUCCUUUUUCGCUUUCCAGAUGCAUGAAUUUGGAGGUUCUGCAUUUAGCUGGUAAUGAAGUCAGUGGAACCAUUCCUGGCUUCUUUGAUAGAAUCUUAGCUUGGCAUGAGAAGCUUGUGGCAUGGGAGCAUAGUUGCCAUGAGUUUAGUACUAAAGAGAAAAUUAAGUGUUCCUGGGGAAAUAUGGGUAUCAAGAAAAGGGAUUAUGAAGAGAGUUUGGUUGGGAAUGAGGGAAGGAAAGGAAAAGAUGGCUUGGGCGCUAUUUCCGGCAGCUCGACGGAUUUAGGUAUUAUAUGUCAUCCAAUAUACCUACCAUUUGAAUUAUAUACCUACUAUCUGUCCCAAAUAGCCUCACACUUAGUAGCACCCUCUCCAGACAUCACAUGCCUCAAACGCAUCAUGAGACUUCUCGUCCGCCGAAACAUCUUCGCCGUCCAUCACCCGUCCGAAGGGGGAGAACCCGUCUAUGGGUUGACCUACUCGUCUCGAUGGCUGCUACAUGACUCGGAGAUGAGCCUAGCUCCAAUGCUUGUGAUGGAGAAUCACCCCUCCCUAAUGGCGCCAUGGCACUAUUUCAGCCAAUGCGUCAAAGAAGGAGGGCCUUGGGCCUUCAAGAAGGCGCAUGGGCUUGAGAUUUGGGAGUUUGCCUCUGAAAAUCCAGGGUUCAACAAAUUGUUCAACGAUGGCAUGGCCUGCACGGCUAGGAUUGCGAUGAAGGCAAUACUCACAGAAUAUGGACACGGGUUUGAUGGGGUGGGGUCCUUGGUGGAUGUAGGCGGUGGGACCGGAAGUGCAGUGGCUGAUAUUGUGCAGGCCUACCCUAACAUCAAGGGUUUCAAUUUUGAUCUGCCACAUGUUGUAGCCACAGCACCAGCGUACCAUGGAGUGUCACAUGUUGGAGGUGACAUGUUUGAGGACCAUAUUCCAAAUGCUGAUGCUGUUUUCAUGAAGUGGAUUAUGCACGAUUGGAAUGACUGUGAUUGCAUCAAGAUUUUGAAGAACUGUCGAAAAGCAAUACCAGAGAGAGGUGGGAAGAUCAUGAUCGUUGAUAUAGUUCUAGAGCCAAGUGGUGAUGGGGUGCUGGACGACACACGAUUGGUGUUUGAUCUAGUGAUGAUUGCACACGCGUCAGGUGGAAAGGAGAGGACUGAGAAUGAAUGGGAGAAGAUAUUGAAAGAAGGAGGUUUCCCUCGCUACAAAAUCAUCAAAAUUCCAGCUCUGUUAUCCAUUAUUGAGGCCUACCCUGUGUGAUUUAAAAUUUUUAAAUCACAGUGUGAAGUGUUGUAGAUACUAAUAAUAUGGCACUGGCAGCUUAUAUUUGUGACGUGAUCUUAUCCAACCUUGUUUUCCAGUUAUAAUGUCAAUGAUUCGUUUCAAUUAUAAUGUCACCGGAUGAAUAUUUCUGGCA
Messenger RNA from Prunus avium (sweet cherry), 1777 nucleotides. The record is from RefSeq and is a predicted model, not a curated record. NCBI's taxonomy places the organism in Eukaryota, Viridiplantae, Streptophyta, Magnoliopsida, Rosales, Rosaceae.